Messenger RNA from Symbiodinium sp. CCMP2592, 8079 nucleotides. Lineage: Eukaryota; Dinophyceae; Suessiales; Symbiodiniaceae. The record is from the annotation of a GenBank genome assembly.
AUGAACGAUGAUUUCAGUCCAGAUGACAUCAGCAAGCUGGAGUCAGGAAACGAAACUUCCAUGGCUCCGCCGAUCGACCAUCCGCGUUGGGACAACUACAUCAGAGACGACAUCAAGAUGAAAUUCUCGACGGGUCAUGUGAAACUCCACCCGGACUGGAAACCGCCAGAGAAGAGGAAGCCUGGGCCCAAGAAAAUCAAGAUCUUCGACGAUGGUCAGAACAGGCUUGCGCAUCUGAUGUCAUUGAACGGAUCAUCCGUGAAGAUGAAGCGGUACACGAUCUCAGAACUAUCGGACUUCGAGGAGCUCAUGCCCGGCAAAUACGUGCUCUACAAGUCCAAUCACUUUGUCGGGCUCAGGGUGUUCGCCGACGGGACCUGCCACAUUGGCAGGAACCAUCUUCCGCAAGACUGCCUGUGCGCAAGAACCAGUGAACUUGAUCUAGCGAAGUAUGACAUGAUUCUUCAGGUUCAACAACAAGGCUGCAAGACAUCCAUGGAGCGGGAUGUCUCCGGCGGUAGUCCGUCGCUGACAGAUCAACAGAAGCGAAAGAUCGAUGAUUCCAAGCUUGAAGCUGUUGCCAGGAAAGGGAGGCGACUCGCCGCGCUGCGCGGAUUACGACUCCACCACGCAGACCCGGACUCUACCUGGAUUCCGGCGAUUCCUGCGUCGCCGGAAGAGUUCGACCUCUCAACAACUCCCGAUGUGGACAUUCUGAAGCUCGUGCACCCGCACCGUCGGGAUCUCAAAGUACAGUUCCAUUCUGCCAGCCAUGUUUAUGAGGUUCAUGGACAGGCGACGAACGGGUCGGUCACCGGCAUGAUUCACGCCUUCUGCAGAAAGUUUGAUGCUGAUACGACGAUUCAAGGUAUGCAGAAUGGACCCAGAUGGCCUCGCGAAGGGUAUUUGAGAGAACAAGUCUCCAUGCAUUCGCUCGUGCGUCUCAGCACGCUUUGUCCUGAACUGCCUGGGCUCUUUGUCUCACGCCCUCGGAACGAUGCACAGAUUGCAGGACUCCUUCAAAGACUUCGCCACGUGGGCGACUUCGAAGAAGAAAUCGUGCAACUCAGCCUGUCCUCACCAGAAAUCAGGGACAUGUGGAGCCGAGGAUGUAGUGAGGCGGCUCACUAUGGAACGUACAUGCACUACCUGUUCGAGGCUUACUUGAAUGGGUACGAAGUACCAAGAAGUUCGCCGGAGUUUCGUAUGUUUCAGUCUUUCCUGUCCUCGAUCGACCCCCUCGCAACCGUGUGGCGAACUGAAUGGGUGGUUUACGGUGAGGACGAGAACAUCGCAGGAUCCAUCGAUUUUUGUGCGAAGCUGGCAGAUGGUAGCCUAAUGCUUGCAGAUUGGAAGCGCACGUCUGGACUUCGCAACAAGUUUGGCUCGCGGCAACAAAUGCUGCCUCCUCUCCAGCACCUUCCUGAUUGCACUGGAAUGCACUACAGAUUGCAACUCAAUGCAUACCGGUACAUUGUAGAGAAGUACUAUGGCUUUCAGGUUUCCCGGAUGUGCAUCGUGUGCUGUCAUCCGGAACACGGCGAAACGCCAUUGGUGGAUGAGGUGGGUCGGUUUGAAGCCGAAACCGAAGCCAUGAUGGCCAUUUGGCGGGAUGCAAGAGGUGGCGCUGAUGCAUCAUCUCCUCCGUUUCCAGGGAGGCUGGAAACCAGAUUGGAGGUAUGGGAAGGAACUCAACGCCAGCGUGAGACAAUGUCAGCGGAUGGCAUCGCUGGUCGGCGGCCUUACGGGAUGCAAACCCGCAUGAUCGAGCUGGUCGGCUGGAAACGCUACGAGCUGAACUGUCUCCUCAAGUUUCAAAGGGUUUGUGAGCAAAACCAAGCCAUGAUGGCCAUUUGGCGGGAUGCAAGAGGUGGCGCUGAUGCAUCAUCUCCUCCGUUUCCAGGGAGGCUGGAAACCAGAUUGGAGGUGUGGGAAGGAACUCAACGCCAGCGUGCAAGUUUCUUCGGCGAGUUUCCGAACAGCAUCAGGAUUCUGCCGCGCCCAAGCGAGUGUCAGAUUGACAGCAAGCGGGUUUGGGAAAAGAAGAUGUACAUCAGCCGCAACUUACUCGCUAUGCUGGUUGAUGACUACCACAACAAAGGAUAUAUCGUCUAUCUCUACAUCUGCAACUUAUUGAGACAUCAUCCCGCGCAGCGUCGAAUGUUCGAGACUGCCAUCCCACAUCCUGCAACUGCUAGUAUGGAAUCAAGAAUGUGGCUUGGCGCCGUCAUUGAUUUCCUGGUGACUCAUGUUCCUCCACGCCUGUAUGUGAGCGUGCGGUGCAAGAAGGAUGUGCGAGGCGGGUCGCAAGAAUCAAUCAUGCCUCCUGUUGGUGUAAACCCUGAGACAGACGCAGUGAUGCAGCAGCCUGAUGUGGAUGGCCAGCCAGAGCGGCUCAUGGGCUUAUCUCAGGAGCUAGAAGGUUUCAGCGACGAGGCUCAGCAUUCGGAGCAUCUGGAAAGAGCGCGGAAACGGCGAACUCUACCGGGCGCUGCUACGACGACAAAAAACUUCGAGCUGGACCUGGGUAGAUACAACGCUGCUUGUGACAUCUCCCUAGACGGAGCCGUGCAGUUCUCUGAAUCUGGUGAAGCCACAAUUCUACAAAGAGUUGAGGGUUUGAAGCGCUGGGUGUUGCAACGUAUGCCGAAUCUGGACGACGACAUGCUCCGUCUUGCAGUGGGGGCUGUGUCAGUCUACAGGCUUCGUUUGUGGGGCAUGCACAUACGAGAGCAUGUCCUGCUUCUUUGGAUUGUUGAGGGAGGCGAACACAUGAGGUGCCAUGGUGGAAAUCUGUACUUCUAUCAGCAUGGUGCUUUCACGGUCCACAGAGGUAUCCCCCCUCAAGCUACUUUGGCUAGAUGCAAAAAGUUCGUCUUGGUCCUGGAAGGCUUCUUUCGUUCCAUCACUCGCUCAAGGUUGGACAAUGACCAGCAAGUUCUAGACGAGUUGUCAACAUUACUGUCGCAGAGAAACAAUUCCCGGGAGCUGAUGCAAGACUGCGAGACUGCAGCCUUGCGUGGGAGUGGAAAGCGCUUGCCGCACAGACGAGCACGUUCUGCUGCGCCAGUGGGCGAUGGGGAAGAAGCGCAGGAUGCUCCAGCUGCUGCAGACGAGUCUGGGUCGAAUGCACUGGCAGACGCCCUCUCCAAGAUAGGGUUGGCAAUGCAAAGGCAGCUUCUCGAAGACCGAAUUUUCAAUCUCGUGGUAGAGUGGUGCGACACGCCGCAGGUCCGUGCGGCGGGAUGCUCGUACCAGGAUUGUGCAGUCAUGUACGACCUGAAGUCAGACCAGCCCGUUACGAUGGUUGGUGACAGUCCGAACAACAAUCUGUACCUCCACAUCGCACACCCCCUCAUGCAGCGUGGACUUCCAGACCCUGUGCUGAAACAAGCAGAGGAAAGACUUCUCAAGUUCUAUGCGCAGACAUUCUGGCUAAACAACGAGGUCUUCGCCUGCAACCAAGCCGCAAUCGCCCUGGCCAAACGUGGCGAAAAUAUCGUAAGUGUGGGGCAAUCUCUCUACAGUGCCCACCUUGAUGCAGUCUACUCUCCGAACCACAAGUUCAUAGACCCCAACAUAUGGUACGACGAAUCCGAAAUGAGGAAACAAGUCGAGCAGAGUGCCGGCUGCUUCAUACUCACCGCGCAAGAGGCCCCCGAAACCAACAAAAAGAUGCGUGAAGAUUUGUUCAAGAAGACGAUGUCAGCGGAUGGCAUCGCUGGUCGGCGGCCUUACGGGAUGCAAACCCGCAUGAUCGAGCUGGUCGGCUGGAAACGCUACGAGCUGAACCGUCUCCUCAAGUUUCAGGGGGUUUGUGAGCAAAACCUGCCGUCAGUCCUCAGACGGGGUUUGGUUUGGAAGCCCAUGGCCAGGUUCAUUGAGGAGUCUGUUAUCUUCGAGGUGUAUCCCGAUGCCAAUCUGGAUGGUUACUUUUCUAAGGAUGACACUUUGAAGGAUUUCCUCAGAUCUGGCCCCGCAGUUGCGGCUGCUUUGCGGAUUCAGCAUGGUUUCGAGACACUGCACACUCGACAGCAUUGCGUGGACAAGAUUGAGAACUAUGCCAACCAGCCCUUUACGGAAGAUCGUAUCAGGUCUGCGUGUGGUUUGCCGAAGAAGGUCCGCUCGGGGGAAAGUGCUGCUCAGCUGCGAGUGCCAGUGGAUCCAUCCAGCCAGGAAGAUGAGGAUGACAACAAGAAAUCAGAAGUUGAUUCUUUCUCGCCAAUUGGGGAGCUUAUCAAGUCACACUGCCUUCAGAGCGGCAAGACUGUGAUGACCAAGACCAUGUUUGUUGGCUACCUGCGCAUGCCUGCUGGGCAUCCGAAAGAGCUCAGCAAGGAUGCCAUUUGGCAAAAGCUUCUGGAACACAGACUUCUUCUUCCAGCCAAAGAUACUGCCAAGUACAAGGACUCCGCUAUACCUUUCAUCGCUUGCACAAAAUCUUUGGGCGGCAUCGUCAGUGUGGAUGUUGCUGAGGACACGACAGAGCAUCGCGAAGUUCAUGAUGUUUCUGCCUUGCUGAAGUACGCGCAUGGCUGCGAAGAUCGCGAGGCGAACGCUGCAUUGGUGAUAGCUUAUUUGGACAGCCAGAUAAACUCUGGAAAGGGCGUGGGCAAGGGCAACAAGUUGCCCGAGGCGCUUGAGAAACUGAAAAGCCUUCGCAGUAAGCUGUCGAUUGCAGAGGAACUGCUGUCCUGUACGUGCGAGAAAGCAAGCUCGUCCUGGGCGCGGGAAAGCAAGUCGAGUCGCCCGGAUGUGCAGCGUCUCAAACGACGCAGGACUCACAAGCAAGCUGACGACACGGCAGAGCCUGAAGCAGUGGAGAUUGAGCCUGCUGAGCUCCCCGAGCCUGAUACGUUCGUCCAAGAGAGAGCCUUUGUUUAUGAAAGAAACUUCCAGAACAUGAUUCGCACCCGAGCAUAUGUUAAGGGCGACGGAGCUCAGAAGUUUUCACGACGUAUGCUCCGUGUUCUUUGUCCUCAGACUGUGGACUUCGAUAUUCAGAACGCUGUGUUUGUCAUCCUUCAACAGCUAGUGCAGAAGCUGGAUGUAUCAUCUUCCAUGCCACAGGCGCUACUCGAUAUCCUUGCAGACUGUGCUGCGAAACGAAAAGAAAUCUGCGAGAACAAGCUCAACUUGUCUGAGAAGAAAGGCAAGCACUUGCUUCACGAACUACUAUUCGGGGGAAUACCACCAGCAUCUUUAGCACAAAACCAUUUCGUGAAGGACUUCCAGCAGCUGUCCUUGUGCUUGCGAUGGCUUGCCUGCAGCUUGUUGCCAGAAACGUAUGCCUUGGUCAAGGACAUGUCCGCCAAGAAACAUCCAGAGGCUUCAGCUUUAUUCUACCUCUAUGCAGCUGUUGAGGACUACAUCCUUCAGGCCUGGGAAGUCGCAGUCGUGAGGUUGAAGCCCAAGCACCUUUCCUUGCACUUUGACGGUCUACGCUGCAUGGGUAUGGAGACGGAAAUGACUACAGGUCAGCUCUGCACGCACUUUGCCGAGCACAUAAAAGCAGCUACAGGCUUCGAUGUCGUCAUUGUUGAGAAGGAGCAUUUGCUGUUCUCUGAGAUGUGUUUCGGGACUGAGGAGAAGAUAGACAAGCUUGAUUUCGACAGUGCCAUGAAGGCACCUGGCAACUGUAUCUGCCUGGCACUUGCUAACCUCUUUCCGAAUCGCUUGGAGCAGAUAAAGAAAUGGGUGAAAGGGGCCACGUCCGACAAUGCAGAUGCUGAGCGCACGUGUUCCAGAUCGUACAAAAAGACGUUGCAUGGGCUCAAGGUUCAUGCUGUGCCAUCCAUGGAUCCAGUCUUUCAGGUUGGUGGCAAAUACCUCAUCCAUGCUGAGAACGGGGGGCGUCCGCAUUGCAUCUCUUGUGUGGUUCGUGCUGAGGAUGAUGUUGUUUUGGUGGACUCCCGCGGGCGAACUUACAGCACAGUGUCACAAGUCACAGGCUUCGCAGAGACUUGCGUCGACUCCAAAUCCAUCGUGCUGUUCAGGUGCUUUGAGAAACAACCCGGUCCGAUCCCGCCUGCGCAGGCUCUGAAAGAAGGCCAAGAGAUACUCCUGAAUCUUCAAGCGGGAGCUGGGCAAGACGAGUGGGCAUCUUGCUUGACUCAGCCGGCUGACUCAUCACUUCAGGAGUCGUCCGACGAUGAGGGUGGAGAUCCCGAGGCAGAGCUCGACGAGUCCCUAGUCCAGGUGUCGAACACCCUCUUGCGUUCGAUGGAGCUUGAGGUGUCCCGUCAGCUCGAGACCACGUCCAACACCAAGAAGUGUCCGUUUUGUCCUUUCCGUACAUUUCAGAAGAACAGUCGAGUGCAGAGCCAUGUUCGGCGCUACCACACGGAGGGACGGCAGUUCGUAUGCUCUGGGACAAAGCAACUGAAGAUAGUUGCGGCGUUGUUUGAUGACGAUCAGAUUUCCGGAAGCCCGGGUGGCAAAUAUCUUGAGAGAAGCGCCUGCAUCCUUCGUCAGAGCAUCGUUCCUGGGUUGUCAGUUUCUCAAAACGAAAUUGACCGCUACAUUCGCCUGGUACUUACAGCCGAUGGACCCUUGUUGUGCAAUCUCUCCGCCCUUGGUGACACCAUGCAUGUAAGACGAGCCAGGAACUUGUAUUAUGACCAGGGUUUUGCCGAGCUUGUCUUCCGAGAAAUGCUCAUGUGCAGCGGGAAGUGUCAGGCAGCCAAAGCAAGAAUCCUUACAUUCCUCGCUGGCCGCAAAGCUCAGCUCCUGUCACUCCUGCCGACUAUGGCAGCGCACUGGUGGCCGCUGAUAGAGGACGUUUUCGCUGCGCCAGUCUUGCAGGCAUGUUCCAAGAAGAUGGUUGACUUCUUCAUUGAUAGAAGGGAGUUCGAAACCAUCUCCAUUGAUGCGACGAUAAAGUGCUGCAUGGCCGUCAUGGGUCAAGAAUCGUGCCGUCGCAGUGCGACAAAGCGAAAUGCGGCGCCGUUCGACGACGAGUCCGCCUAUCGAAGGGUGCUGACGGUUCGGGGCCGCACCAGUGCGGUUCUCGCCAUGGUCGCAGUCCCGAACGAGAAGGCUGAGGAAGUUAGUUUGGCCUUGUCCAAGGCCCUCCCUGUGGCGGGACUUCGUCAGACCCAAUGCGUCGCCGCAGACAAUGCCUCCCUGAAGCUUUAUGCAGAGCUUGCAAGGAUAUUGCCCAACCUCCAAGCCCUCUGCCUGGACCCCAUACACCUUGCUAUUGUUUACGAGUACGCGACCUGGCGGAAAAAGACGCAGGGUGCAAGAUUUCUCAGGAAAAUAUUGCAGAAAUUCAUUUCUGUCGAUCCCAAAGCCGCAGAAGGGUCAUUCGGCAUAUUUUUCCAUGGGCACGAGGAGCGAAAUCUAUCUCUCCAAGAAAUACGAGUCAGGGACCAGAUAUCAAACGGAUCCAUGCUACCGGCGAAGGCCAAGCGCAUCUAUGCAACGCUUGAUGGAGAGAAGCCUUUCAGGUCUCGCCUCGAGUAUGUGGAGGCCCUGGCCGCACUGGCUGCUUUGCACCCUGAGGACAUGGCCCGAAAGGUUACUGGUGCGAACCAAUAUGUCAGCCACGUCCUCUGGUGCUCCUGUUCACCAAUGCGGCUGGAAUGGUUGUGGAAUAAUCUCCGAUGGCGAGCCUCUGACCUGACGCUCCUACCUGCAGGCACAAGCUCCAAUGAGGCAUUGCAUGCCGAAAUCAAGAACUGGUUUUCACGUAUCCAGCAAAUCCACCAGAGUACUCUUCAACUGAAACUCAGCAUCCUCACCCUCUCAAAGCAGUGGCCGCACUUCACCGCAUUGCGGAAUCCAACUCUAAGCCAGAUGUCGGGUCAGUCACUGCUAGCUCGACUGGCUGGCAAGAGUCUUUGGACCUCGGACUCGUGGCGGGAAUGGUGCAUGGCUAAUGUAGAAGAAGACGUCGUCUGCAAGGCGGAUAUUCCAUUGGAGGAAAGCCGUCGGGUUGAGAGGCGACUAGUGAGGCAGUGGUCCGUUAAGCGGCCAGCUGCCUGCCAAAGAUCUGCGCAGCCGAAGCGGAAACGCACGGUGUUCACUAUGGAGAGGGACCAUAAGCUAAGGCGACAGGGAACAAAGCGUAGCUGA